Messenger RNA from Histoplasma capsulatum G186AR, 198 nucleotides. RefSeq lists its product as uncharacterized. Lineage: Eukaryota; Fungi; Ascomycota; Eurotiomycetes; Onygenales; Ajellomycetaceae. The transcript is spliced from 3 exons. The coding region runs from base 1 to 198 and encodes 65 amino acids. The record is from RefSeq and is a predicted model, not a curated record.
AUGUCCGCCGUCCUUAUUGCGACUCAAAGCUACUUAAAUACAUGCCAACAAACCAGCCAAUGCGAAGUGUACCCCUUAUUGGCGAUCCUACGAGGCAAUGCUCUGUAUUCAAUACAGUGGGGUUCAAGCUUGAUCUUAGAGUUAGUUGCGGCGGACCUUAGUGACAAAUGUCUCAUGGCUUUGACGUACGACAAUUAA